Molecule: messenger RNA, 273 nt
Organism: Strongylus vulgaris
Lineage: Eukaryota; Metazoa; Nematoda; Chromadorea; Rhabditida; Strongylidae
Source: the annotation of a GenBank genome assembly
AUGCCAUUUUAUGGAACCGAAACCAAAUUUAGCUUACAACAGCGACCUUACUGGAGUACUGGACAUUCAGAGAAAUUUCUUUCAGCUACGUGGUCAUCGGCACCGGCAUCUCGACAUUCGUCGGCUGGAGUCUUCGUUGCGGUUCUGACAGCUUUCCUGAUGUUUGUGCUCGGGUUGCUCGUCGGUGCCUUCCUCCACGCAAUUGCCUUUCCGGAUGGGGGAUCCCCACUGGUAGGUUUAAAACUUCAUUGUGGUGUCGCACUGGAUAGUUAA